Aegilops tauschii subsp. strangulata is the source of this 819-nucleotide messenger RNA. The record is from RefSeq and is a predicted model, not a curated record. NCBI's taxonomy places the organism in Eukaryota, Viridiplantae, Streptophyta, Magnoliopsida, Poales, Poaceae.
AUGACUAUGCGCUCGUCUCCGGCGACCAUUGGCCGCGCAGAGGGGUGCUACGGGCAGCUGGGAGAUCGCCGCAUGCAGAGGCGCGAGUGGCCGGUGCUGGGGUGGCCAGAAACACGGCCGGUGAUGAGGUUUGGCGGUGGCGGGCGGGCAGCAGCGAGGGGGAGCAGGGACCGUCCAUGGCCAGGCUUGGUCAGAGGGGGCGCGGGUGGACGAGCGCCCGUGCGGGGCCAGCAACAAGUAACCGGAGGGGAGGGUUGCGAUGCGUGCGCAGGGCAGAGGCGGGCUACAGUGACGGGCGCGGGUCAGGCUGCGGCCGUAGGCGGGGCUGGGCAAGGCCUGGACGCGGUGCGCAUGGCCGGAUUACGUGCGGCGUGGUGGUGGCCGCGAGCGGGCGCCGGAGCGCGUGCGCGACAAAGAGGAGGGGAAGGCGGGGAGGUGUUCCUCACCCCUGUUGUAGAGGUGCGGGCGGCGUGGCUCGAGGAGGAGGACGAGGAGGCGACGAUGAUGGUGGGCGGCUCUGGUGAAGCAGUGGCAGGACGAGGCAGCGACGGUGUGCGGCAGUGGCGGCGGGGGCACCCGGGGCGCGGCCCAGAUCCAGUCGGGGAGUUUGAGGUGGAGGACGGGGCGUCAGGGCAUCGAGCAACGCUGGCGACGGCAAGGGGCGACGGAGCGCCGCGGUGGUGCCGAAGGCAGCGAGCGGCGUCGAGGGCGAGCCCCUGGAUCCAGAAGGGAUCGAGCACAGGUGGGGCGAGGGGAGAGGGGAUCGUGCGUGAGCGAGUGGGAGGGGUAACAAUGAUCGUGGUGACGUGGCAUAAUUAG